Cuscuta campestris is the source of this 2055-nucleotide messenger RNA. Lineage: Eukaryota; Viridiplantae; Streptophyta; Magnoliopsida; Solanales; Convolvulaceae. The record is from the annotation of a GenBank genome assembly.
CCUACUCUUCCCCGUCUCUUCGAUCUUCAAGAUCCAAAUACUCCUCAGUAUAUUAAUGGCGAUGAACUCUCUGAGAUUCUGAUCCCAAGCCUGUCUAUUCUAUUCACCACCGCAAGAGCGUAGAUUUUUCUUUUCUGGCGGGGGCGGCGGUUUCUUGCUCACCAGGUCUGCUUCUAUCACUCUCUCUCUCCAUUCAAUCAAUCAGAUCUGAAACUUCUCGUAUAUGAUUCGUGCAGUAGUCAUGUGUUUCUGCUUUGUUUGGCCUCUGACUAGUAUUGCGAUUGGUUACGUGGUAGAUCGGUUUUGGUUUCUUCUUAAAUUGAGUUUUUGCCUGAAUUUUUGAAGUGAUUUCAAUCGAUUUAUAUGGAAUACGAGUUUGAUGGGACAAAAAUCGGUCUAAUUGCAACUAUUCUUUUAAUUAGGGUUCGAACUCCACCACCAAAAGAAAAAAAAUGGGGAAAAGGAUUCUUUUUUCUGUUUUCUGAACGAUCAAACCAACGGAUGAUUAGUAAUUGGUGUCCUUAAUCUGUUUUAUAUGUGUAGCUAUUGGAAUGUAGAGAUAGUGCAUGAUUUGGGUAUUCUGAUUGUUGCCCGUGCCCUGGUUCAGGUUUCCCAUCGGAAACCGCCUCUCCACUCCUUGGAAUAGAAGUUAGGUCUUUGUACAGUUUGCCCCCAAUACCCAUAUACUGUGUUUGGGGUGAUUCUUGUUGGUAGUUGUGAGGUAUAUGAUGCUUUCUUAAACCAGACUCUUGAUCAUACCUUUGAGUCGUGCCAUAUGUAACUUACUAAAUAAAGAACAUGAUGCUUUCUCAAUGCUUCUCCCGAUCUGGAAUCUCUCUUUUGGUCCUUUUUGUGGUUGUGUUGGUGGGAAUCUUAUAAAUGUUGUUAUUAGAUAGGACAUAGGAACAGGUUAUUCUCACCUUUCUUGAUGUUUUGCUGUGUUUUAUAUUCGAUUACUGACCUUUUUUCUUUUCAGGCAGGAGGGGAAGGCCAUGUAAGUUGCUUUAAUUGGUCUGAGAUUGUUUUUUGCCGGUUCUCAAUCAAAUCUUACUAAUUUGGGUGGUUUGUGUGACAUGGGAAAAUGCAAGAAUUCUGGGAAAUCGGGAAAACUGGCACAGGACAGAACUAUGAGCUCUUACCACUUCAUCCUUCUUCAGUCUCCCGUUGUUUCUGUGUGGGAUUGCAUUGUGCGCAAGAUGAGGUACUCGCAUAGACCGGAGUGGGUGUAGAUCAUAAUAUCAUCUCUGUUUUCAAAGUAUUACCUUACAAUUUCAUAGUCUUUCAGUACUACUUCAGUCGGUUUGUUUUCUACAUAUUCAUCACAUAAUGACUUAUAGAAAGAAAGGGAAUACACAUUGAAGUAUACUUCUUAGGAAAAUAGUAUAGUCUAUAGAAUAAUUGGUGCUCUAUAUAAGAUAUGGACGGUGCAAAAGUAGCACACCCAUCCAGUGUCAGUACUAAGUUGAAGAAAAAACAAGGGAAGAACGAGCUGGACCGAACCAAACAGGCCGAGAAGAAGAAAAGACGGUUAGAGAAGGCAUUAGCCACAUCUGCAGCAAUUAGAUCAGAAUUAGAAAAGAAGAAAGAGAGGAAGAAAGAAGAGCAGAAGAGGCUCGACGAAGAAGGUGCUGCCAUUGCUGAAGCCGUGGCUCUGCACGUGUUACUGGGCGAAGAAGAGGAAGAAGAUGGGGACCACACCAUGCAGAAAAAGGACGUGUUUGUUAUGGGCAGAGGACGAAGAACCGUGUUUGGAUGGGAGGGUAGCAGAUUGGGGGACCGUGUUUGGGUGGGGUCGUCGUCGGGAUACUACUGCGAGGGAGGAGGGAAUUGGGAGAUGGUGGGGAUUUCUCCACACUUGGUUGCAGAACAAGCCAUUGCCUCCCUUCAGAUUGGGGAGGGCACGUCUUUGAUCGGGCGCUAAUGAGCAAGUAAACGGUUGUCUGCCCAUAUUAUUAUGAUGUUUUCUGGUUUUUAUUGUGUUUUCUAGUUGUUGUAAUGGUGUAUGAUUGUAUGUAUGUGUAUACCAAGGCUAUGAUGUUUUGCUAUACAAUUGUG